ACGAAUUUAACGAUCGUCGUCUUCCAUUGUUUCAUCCAGCGUUCUUGAAAAUUAGGGUUUUAAUUCUAAUAUUUAGCCUCUGGCAAAGUAGGGCGGAGAUUCGAUACUGUUAUGGUGAUGCCAUUUAAAUAGACAUGUUCUUGUUGGAGUAGAUUCACUGGACAAUAUGCAGGUCUAAUAUUGCUUACCCUCUGAAGCCACCGCCAUUGAGGCCCUGACCUGGGGCCAAGGCCUGGACAAAGUCUCAAUUGACGUUAGGCUAAAAAUGCCCAAUUUCUAUAGACAUUGAGUUUCGAAGAAAAAUUCUCAUGUCAAACACAAAGCCGGAGCAAUGGCAGUGGGAAAACGCCACUGCCGGCGCCGUUGCGGGGUUUGCUACCGUCGUUGUCAUGCAUCCCCUAGACGUUGUCCGAACUAGGUUCCAAGUUAAUGAUGGUCGAGUUCCCUUUGUUCCCAGUUAUAAGAAUACUGCUCACGCCGUUAUCACCGUUGCUCGCUCAGAGGGCUUAAGAGGUCUUUACGCAGGCUUGCUUCCUGCAGUCCUUGGGUCAACUAUUUCAUGGGGUCUAUACUUCUAUUUCUAUGACAAAGCCAAACAAAGGUAUGCGAGGAACAGGGAGGAGAAGCUGAGCCCUGGUUAUCAUCUUGCUUCAGCCGCUGAAGCAGGGACUUUGGUUUGCUUAUGCACAAAUCCUGUUUGGCUAGUAAAAACAAGAAUGCAGCUUCAGAAUCCUCUGCAUCAAGCACAACCGUAUAAUGGGAUUUAUGAUGCAUUUAAAACCAUCAUGAAAGAAGAAGGAUUGAGGGCAUUGUACAGAGGAAUUGUUCCUAGUCUUUUUCUGCAGGUCUCUCAUGGUGCCAUGCAGUUCAUGGUAUAUGAAGAGCUUCGGAAGAUGAUUGUAGAUUUGAAGAGCAAGGAAAGUGAGAUGCAUCAUCAAAAACCCGAUAAGCUGUUGAAUUCUAUGGAUUACGCUGUUCUUGGAGCAACUUCAAAAGUUGCUGCCACUCUUAUAAGCUAUCCGUUUCAGGUCCUACGGGCUCGAUUGCAGCAACGGCCAAGUGUUGAUGGGAUUCCAAGAUAUAUGGAUAGUUGGCACGUCGUGAAGGAAACUGCACGGUUUGAAGGUGUUCGAGGUUUUUACAAAGGGAUCACCCCAAGCCUAAUGAAAAAUGUUCCUGCUUCAUCAGUAACAUUUAUUGUCUAUGAAAAUGUGCUUAAAUUGCUUAAACUAACUAGAAGGAAUGACUAGCUUUUUUUUGUUAUUUUUUUAAACGUUUUGGGGGCACAUAUCCUGUCCUUUCUAACAUUUGUGAUCGUACACAUUUUUUCCCAUUACAUUGAUGGGGUCCUAUGCACAAUAUGUAAGCUUAUACAGUGGGAACAUUUUAUGAAGGGCAAUAAUUUAUUAGUUCA
Molecule: messenger RNA, 1414 nt
Organism: Neltuma alba
Lineage: Eukaryota; Viridiplantae; Streptophyta; Magnoliopsida; Fabales; Fabaceae
Product: folate transporter 1, chloroplastic-like
Exons: 11
Coding region: 309-1250 (313 amino acids)
Biological process (GO): transmembrane transport; nucleotide transport
Source: RefSeq, a predicted model, not a curated record